Molecule: messenger RNA, 1713 nt
Organism: Pseudo-nitzschia multistriata
Lineage: Eukaryota; Bacillariophyta; Bacillariophyceae; Bacillariales; Bacillariaceae
Source: the annotation of a GenBank genome assembly
GGAUAUCACAAAAAACUGCGUCUCCCGUCAUAAUUUUUCUGUUUCCAAAGCUUCGAAAACGAGCCACAACACGCGCACACGAUCGAUCGAACGUUUUUCCUAACCCAGAAACAGCAGCAACAACGACAACAGCAUGUGCAACACCACCGUCCAUCCCCCCGCCGUCGGAGCCGGUUCGACCCAUUCCGCCUCCUCCACGAGUUCCCAGCAGUCCCACUCGCACUCGUACUCCCACGAGUCGACGGGCAAGCUCGUCAGCAUCACCGUCCGCAAGGAAAACCCCAACGACAAGGCGGGUAUCCAGCUGGAGCAGGACAAGUACGGCACCGUCCACGUGACGAACAUCGCGAAGAACGGGCUCUUCGGGAACUCCCAGCUGGAAAUCGGCGACACCAUCCUGAGCGUGAACAGGAGGCGCCUGAGCAAGGGAGAGGGCCCGAAGGAAAUCCUCAGGGCGGUGCACAAGUACAAGACGAUUUCGAUCUCCAUUCGAAAGGCACCUCCCAAGGGAGCCCCGCUGGUGGGACGCAAAAAAGACAAGAAAAAGAACCAAGAGAAAGACAACAACCGGGCGAAAAUCGAUACGUACUACAGGGGAUGCUCCAAGUACAAGGAGGACGGGAGUAUCAACGUGCAAUACGAUGAGGACAGCGCCGACGACGAGAAAAAGAUGCCAACCAUCACCAUUUCGGCCCAGAAGGGCUGUCCCUCCAACUGCACCAACGAAGAAAGCAAACCUGGCAACCGACGGACUUCGAGCAGCUCGCGGAGCACGACCCCCAAAAAACGACGCAGCCUCCCGAGCGAGGUCGGCCUGGUGGGCCUCGAACUGGCCGCGGAGGGCAAAAACAGGCUCGUGGUCCGGGAGAUCCAACCAAAGUCGAUCUUCAGGGGCACCAAGCUCCGUGUGGGAGACCGCAUCCUGAGCAUCAACGACAUGUCGUUCCGCCAGUACAUCGACGCCGAGUACGCCCAGUCUGUCAUGGACAACGCCCCGUUCAUGGUCACGCUGGUCAUCGAAAAGCCAGAGCUCCGCCGCGGGAGCCGGAAGAAAGAAGAACUAGACCACAGCGAGGGCCAGAGCGAUGAGGACGAGUUCGGCAGGGACACGCCCCUUUCCAAAUACGAGCUCAAGAUUGAAACGGACUUCCUGAUCGAAACCUACCGCCCGGCCACGAUUACUGCCCCCAAGAGCCGCAGGAGCCAGGACUCGGGGCUGACCUUCAAGCUGGUCCGGACGACCCGGCCCUUCGGGAAGGACAAGAAGGGGAGCAGUGCCAUGCGAAAAAAGAAGGCCACCUGGGUAUACGUCGACAAGAUCGACCCCGAUUCCCUCUUCGCCAAGACGUCCCUGGAAGUCGGUGACAAGAUCAUUAGCAUCAACAACAUCGACCUGCGCCACACACCCGAUCCGAACCUGGCCUACCUGACGUGCAGUAGGUCCACCGAAAGCAUCGCCCUCGUCGUUUUGAAGGACGAAAAAGUUUUCAAGGAAAAGAAAUUGUGCUUCGAUAAAUCCAUCACGAACCUCGAGUGGAAGGUUUAGAACAGAAUCCGACUGUUGCUAUUGCCAAGCAUGUGGCAGAGCACCAAUUUUUGAACGACACAAGAACCAUACUACUACAGAUACAUACAAAGAUAUAAAAAAUAUAAAAAAUAGUGCCAUCUUCUUUCAAGAGUCGAAAGAUCUACUCAUAAACUAUUAUAAGUAAA